CCAGCGAACUACCAGUAUGAGGGCUGUGUCCUUCAAGCGGCCAGUGGUCUUAUUAGUGGUCAUUAGUCUCUUUGUGUGCAUGACCAUGUUUCUUAAUAGUGGAUCCUUGCAGACAGAGCGGACUGGCAGAGAGGUGGACACUCUGCGUAUGAGCAGGGGGUUUUCUGUCCUGGAGGCAAGCAUUCACAAUCUGAGCAAUAUACUCCAAAGUUUUGAGCAAAAGCAGGAUACCAUUCAGAAAAUGCUUGAAGAUGACAGAGAGAGACUUCAAAAAGUUGCAGAGGUCCAACAACUACUCAUCCAAAAGCAGCCAACAGAGGAAAAGCAAGCCAAAGAAAAGAUCCAGGACCAAAAAGAGCCUCCCAAAGAGAAAACACCCAAAAAGCUGUUUCCCAACUCUGUCCUCUUCAAGAACUGGGGGGACAAUCUGUCUGAGGAUGACCAAAGAGAGGCACAGGGUCUGUUUGAGAAAUAUGGCUACAAUGUUUUUCUCAGCGAUCGCCUUCCUCUAGAUCGAGUUCUUCCAGACACCAGGGACCCAAGGUAUUGGCUUGAUAAAUUCCUGUGGUAG
Messenger RNA from Monopterus albus (swamp eel), 571 nucleotides. Its product is annotated as probable polypeptide N-acetylgalactosaminyltransferase 8. The record is from RefSeq and is a predicted model, not a curated record. Lineage: Eukaryota; Metazoa; Chordata; Actinopteri; Synbranchiformes; Synbranchidae. Bases 17 to 571 code for a protein of 184 amino acids. The transcript has 2 exons.